AUGUCCGGACCUCGCAGACGGUCGCUCUUCCGACCAUGCAUCGACCUGCACAACGGCCAAGUCAAGCAGAUCGUCGGCGGGACGCUCUCUGACAGCGACCCAAGCACGCUACGCACCAACUUCGUCGCCAGGCGCGUCCCUGUCCACACUCGUCCCCGCCAUCCAUCUGCGCAUUACGCUGAGCUGUACAAGAGGCACGGCCUCGAGGGCGGCCACAUCAUCAAGCUGGGGCCUGGGAACGACGACGCAGCGAGGGAAGCGUUGCGGGCAUGGGAAGGUCAUCUGCAGGUCGGCGGGGGCAUUACAGAUAAGAACUGCGGCGAGUGGCUCGAGGCGGGGGCGAGCAAGGUCAUCGUCACAUCGCAUCUCUUUCCCGACGCCAAGUUCUCCCUCGAACGGCUGCAGGGCAUCUCGUCGCUGACAGGGAAGGACAGGCUCGUCGUUGAUGUCAGUUGCCGACGAAGAGGGGACAAGUGGUUCGUCGCCAUGAACAAAUGGCAGACGAUCACAGAUAUGGAGGUCAACAAGGACUCGUUAGACAUGCUGUCGGAAUACUGCAGCGAGUUCCUAAUCCAUGCUGCGGACGUCGAGGGUCUCUGUCAGGGGAUCGACGAAGAGCUUGUCGCCAGGCUAGGUACAUGGGUGACCAUACCGACUACAUAUGCGGGAGGAGCGAAGAGCGUUGAUGAUCUGCGUGUAGUCGACAGGCUCUCAGAGGGGCGGGUGGACCUUACGUAUGGGAGCUCGCUGGACAUUUUCGGAGGCACGCUCGUGAGCUUUGAUGACCUUGUACAGUACAGUAAUGCUGCUAUACGGAAGACAGAUGAUUAG
Messenger RNA from Rhodofomes roseus, 831 nucleotides. RefSeq names its product Phosphoribosylformimino-5-aminoimidazole carboxamide ribotide isomerase. The transcript has 10 exons. Gene Ontology annotation, molecular function: 1-(5-phosphoribosyl)-5-[(5-phosphoribosylamino)methylideneamino]imidazole-4-carboxamide isomerase activity. Gene Ontology annotation, biological process: L-histidine biosynthetic process; L-tryptophan biosynthetic process. The record is from RefSeq and is a predicted model, not a curated record. Bases 1 to 831 code for a protein of 276 amino acids. Gene Ontology annotation, cellular component: cytoplasm. Lineage: Eukaryota; Fungi; Basidiomycota; Agaricomycetes; Polyporales; Fomitopsidaceae.